AUGGCUAUCCUUAACUCGGACCAAGAUGGCGUUUUCAGAUCACUUUCAGAUUCACUCCCAACUCACUGCACUCUAAAUAUAGAGUCGUUUUCGUUGAUAGCUGAAUAUCAUGGAGUCAGUGGAUAUGAAUCAAAAGAGUUCGAAGCCGGAGGAUACAUAUGGAAACUGGUGCUGUACCCAAAUGGAAACAAGAAGAAGAAUGUGGAAGACCACAUCUCUGUCUACUUGCGCAUAGCCGGAGAAGAUUCACUUCAGACUGGUUGGGGAGUAUCUGUUGAUUUUAGAUUGUUUUUGCUUGAUCAGAAUAAGGGAAUGUACUUGGUUCUUGAAGAUGCUUUUACAAAGCAGAAGUGCUUUCACGCAGGGUUGCUUCAUGUAGGUUUUGAUAAGCUAAUCCGUCUUGAAGAAUUUACUGAUGUUUCCAAUGGAUAUCUCAUCGAUGACAAGUGUGUAUUUGGAGCUGAGGUCUUUGUUUGCAAAGAAAGAAAAACUGGCCAGGCAGAGUGUAUAUCAAGGAUAAAGAGCCCUUGGCUAUAG
Messenger RNA from Rosa chinensis, 537 nucleotides. RefSeq names its product ubiquitin C-terminal hydrolase 12. Gene Ontology annotation, molecular function: protein binding. Lineage: Eukaryota; Viridiplantae; Streptophyta; Magnoliopsida; Rosales; Rosaceae. The coding region runs from base 1 to 537 and encodes 178 amino acids. The record is from RefSeq and is a predicted model, not a curated record. The transcript has 5 exons.